CUCAGCAGCUGUCCAUCCUUUGCCUUCGCCGCCCCGAAUGACCCCGGAACUCCUCAGGUAGGCUGCGCUCUCGCACUGUGGCCGUUGGGGUGUGUGCUCACAUCAUGUCCCCUACACGCAGUCUCUACAGCGCCCACGAUCGAACCCAUGGGCUGCCGCGCCCGGCGUUUCCGUCUACUGCCAAUGGGCGGGAUAACUCCCUGAUGACGUCCCCGGCGUCAGACCCUACCCUGACGGCGCUGGCGCAACUGGGCACCUAUCGCUUGAACUGCAGAUAUGCUUUUGUUUCACUCCUUGAUGGCUCGGGGCCACAGGUCAUCGUGGGAGCCACACCGUCCGAUCCUGGUUGCGACGGAGACGCUCGUGUUGGCAGUCUUUCAGUGGGCAUGAAAACGUUGGGUCUGGGACGGGAUGGAGGCGACGCGAUCGAGUCUUCCAAUGUCACAUCAGACAGCACCCGUACCGUAGUCCGCGAUCUUGCCAUGCAACCGGAUCUGACCGACCACCCUCUUGUGAAACAAUUCCGGUCCAGGUUUUACGCGGAGGUUCCCUUGCGCAACUCUUCCGGGGAGACCUUUGGCACGUAUUGCGUUGUGGAUGAGACACCUCGCGAUUCCUUCGCGGACAGCGAUCUGGUAGGAUUGCAGGAUGUUGCGAACUCGGUCGCGCACCACCUCGAGAAUGUCUGGGCGGUCCGGCAUCACCGCCAGGCGGACCGUUUGCUAGGUAGCCUCAUGAAGUUCAUCAAAGGGCAGUCGGGCCAUGAGAACGACGGUUGGAGGGCCCGCAGACGCAGCAACGCGACCGGUAUUGUUUCACCUCGGUCAUCCGAGGUACCCGGUCUUGACCGUCUCUCCAUCACAACGACUAAUAAUCGGGGGGUUUCACCAGCCUCAGCGAAACACCCCCGGCUGACCCCGGCGAGCGAGUCGCCCUUCUUCCAAAACCAACCCUUUGGAGCCGUUCAUUCGGCGCCCAAUGACAGCCAUCAACGGCAUGUGAGGAAACGUUCCGAUGAAACGAACAAGCUUAUCAUAGUGCCCGAGGGCAAUGCCAUCUCCGAGAAGACGUCGUUGCUGUUUUCCCGUGCAAGCGCUCUUUUGCAGGAAUCCAUGGACUUGGACGGCGUUCUCUUUGUGGAUGCCUCGCGCAGUAACUCUCGCAGUGGCUCCACCGCCAGUGUUCGUGACUGGGAUGUCCUAUCUAAAGACAGCGACUCCGGGAUCUCCCAUCGCUCUCCGAGCAUCUCCUCUCAUGGUGGUUGGUCCGAGAAGCUGUGCGAACCAAUCGGGUUCGCCUCGUCGGAGCACGCCGUGGAGUGCAAUACCAAUAUGUUCAGGCUUGGCUUGACGGAAGGGCUGCUGCAUGACAUGUUCACUGCCUUCCCGCACGGCGAGGUCCUCCACCCUCAUCAGACCUCUGGAUCAUCGGUCUCGAGCUUGCUGCAUCAGCGGAGACAGAGCUUGCAGAGCGAGUAUAGUCUACACCAUUCGAUCAAUGCCCGGCUGGCGCACAAUUGCCCAGAGGCCAGGUCUCUGGUGUUUCUUCCGCUGUGGAACUGGAACCGAUCUCGCUGGCUGGCUGGGACACUUGUCUGGACGUGCGAUGAUAAGCGUCGACUAGGGCAAGAUGAUCUUGCCUUUCUGAAGACAUUUGGUGACUCCAUUGUCUCCGGGUUCUGCCAAAUAGACUGGACCGCCACCGAAAAGUCGAAAUCCGAUCUACUGUCCUCGGUCAGCCACGAACUCCGAUCCCCUCUACAUGGCAUGCUUGCCAGUACCGAGCUCUUGCAGACGACUCCUUUGGAACCUGCGCAGCAAGAUAUGGUCACCAUGGUAGAAACGUGCGGGCUGACACUACUGGACACGAUGAACCACCUACUUGAAUUCACCAAAAUCAACAACCUGACUCAACUCCACAAGAAGGGCGGCACCAGCAGCGAUGGCCUGGAUAAUCUCAUGACAGACUUUGACUUGGACGAGCUGGUGGAAGAGGUAACCGAAGCGCUGUACUCGGGCCAUCGCUCCCUCAUCAACGCCGCCAAGAUUGCAGGUCGAUAUCUUCCGAGCGGUCCCGGAGUUGGGAGUCGGCCUAACGGCACGCCUCCCCAGUUCAACCCAGAUGACCUCUCUGUCAUCAGCCGCAUCGAAGAUCUAGGCGCGUGGCAUCUGCAAUCACUGUCGGGUGCAUGGCGACGAAUCGUGAUGAACAUCCUGGGUAACGCAUUCAAGUUCACCCGAUGCGGCUUCAUCGAGAUCUCUCUAGCCAAGAAGGUCGAACGAAACGGCGAGACGAAGAAGACUCUAGCUCACCUGUCCAUCACGGACACCGGCUGUGGAAUAUCGCCCGACUUUCUCCAGCACCAACUCUUCCAACCAUUCGCGCAGGAAAGCAUCUUGACGGAAGGUGUUGGGCUGGGUCUCAGUGUGGUGAAGCAACUCGUGAACUACCUCGGCGGGGACGUCGAGAUCAAAAGUGACGUCGGAGUCGGGACCCAUGUGGACGUGUACAUCCCCGUGGAGUUCGUGGAAGGAGACUCCUUGUGGGCUGAUGGGGUCCCGGGCGCCCGUAUCAUGACCCGAGUCUCUCUCAUCGGCCUGAAUGCCUACGCGGACUUCAAAGAAGCGCCCAGCGGACUGCUGAGCACGGAAGCCAAGCGCAAACUCUCGCUACGGAGUGCUCUCAGCAACGUCCUCUUAAGCCAGCCCGGCUGGAUGGUCUCAUUUGCUGAUGACCUCGAGAAAGCCUCCGGAGACAUCGGAGUCAUCGAAGAAUCCACCUUGAAAAAGCUCUCGAAAACGGGCCCCAUCGACGUCAAAUACAAGUCGAUCCUCGUGAUAGGCGAACAGGGCGUUUCGCUUCCCGGGGACUUUGCCAUCAAAGGCGCCGACGUGUUCUACGUUUCGCAGCCAAUCGGACCCCGAAAAGUCAUGCAAGCGUUACAACGGAUCACCGAGUCGCAACAGGCCCCUGGCGCAUGCGAGGACGAUCCCGUCCUCGGCCCGCUCCCUGGUCUCCCUCUCCGCGGACGCAGCUUAUCCGAUGCAUUUGCCCUGGCCAAGGGCACGGAGUCUCCGCCCGUCGUCCGGGAGAACGUUUCGGAAUUCGCCUCCAUGCCGCCCGAGCCGACGGGGAAGAAUAACCUCCAUGUGCUGAUUGUAGACGACAAUGACAUUAACAUCAAGGUACGUAUGACACACCCGUCACCAUGAUGGGCAUUAGGUGACAGAGCACAGAUACUGGCAACCUUCAUGCGCAAAAUCGGCUGCAGCUAUGAAACUGCAAGCAAUGGUC
This is a messenger RNA of Aspergillus heteromorphus CBS 117.55, 3294 nucleotides long. RefSeq names its product GAF domain-containing sensor histidine kinase. Gene Ontology annotation, molecular function: phosphorelay sensor kinase activity; protein binding; histidine phosphotransfer kinase activity. Bases 105 to 3212 code for a protein of 1035 amino acids. Lineage: Eukaryota; Fungi; Ascomycota; Eurotiomycetes; Eurotiales; Aspergillaceae. The record is from RefSeq and is a predicted model, not a curated record. The transcript is spliced from 4 exons. Gene Ontology annotation, biological process: signal transduction; protein autophosphorylation.